AUGGGUGGCGGGGUUAAAGCCAAGGAGGAGUACCGCCUUGGCUCGUCCAAGGUUUCUCCUGCUCCUGCUGAAGAAGUGGCUGCUGCUGCUCCUGCUGAAGAAGUGGCUGCUGCUGCCGCUGCCAAGGGGAAGAAAUCCAGGGCGAAGAAGGCUGCUGCUCCUGCUCCUGCUGCUGCCGCUGCCAAGGGGAAGAAAUCCAGGGCGAAGAAGGCUGCGUCGCGGAUAGACUUGGACAAGGCUGAAGCCGUUGUGUAUAAAGCCGAUAUGAAGGCGAGGGAGUCUGCCAGGGUAGCCAAGGCCAAGGCCGAGGAGGCCGAAGAAGCUGCCAGGAUAGCCAAGGCCAAGGCCGAGGAGGCUGAAGAAGCCGCCCGGGCCGCCAAGGCGGAUGCUGAGGCGGUCGCCAAGGCGAGAGAAGCCGCAGACGAGGCGAUGCUUCUCUAUGAGAAGGAGAUGGAGUGGGCGCAGUGCGAGGAAGAAUUGAACGCCUCCAUGUUCCGCGGCCGCUGGAACCAACAGCACGCCCGCCACGGCGCCACCUUCCUGGAAAUCACAUCUAUCCCACCUAUGCGUUACACUUACCCUACUCCCGAGGAGAAGGUCUACAUCAAGACCGCGGAAACUCUGCAGAUCGUUUCUCUCAAAAUCGUGUCGAUCAAUGACGACUCUUUACGCUGGCCACUGCAAGUGUUUGGUAUGGUUGCCGUGCGUGAUAUCUUGGAUCACAAGCGCAACAUUAUCUUCCAGCGACAGAGGAAUAACUGCCAAAUCAUCAAUAAGAAUGAUCCGUAUCUAGCAUUGACAGGCCCAAGCCGUGCUGUUGCUGUGUCGAUGGAACCUUCGCACAUUGAGGUUUCGCUGAAAGUGAAGGGGACCACUAAAUCUGAUGAUAAAGACCUAAGCGAGCUAGUUUUGAAUUUUAGAUCUGGAUGCGUGCUUAGUGACGUUUACCCUAGCAGGAUUAGCACAAUUGAAUUUAAAUACGGUCACAUUAUGUGCGCUGUGGAGGCCACGAUCCGCAUAAAAGUCACUGGUGGGUCUUGGCCAGAUGGUUUUCGAGGUAUGUUUACUGCCUACAACACUGGAGCUGAUGACCUGAAAGUCAAGUUACUUGAUUUUGGAGAUGGUGGAUUGCCUGUUGGUGCUGAUGGCAUGGUCAAGCUCUCACGCAGUGUGGUUUCCGUUGACCUUGAGGAGUUGCUCAAAGUCUCUGCCAUGGCAUAUCCUAUUAACGAUGAUGAAGUUGCUGAUAGCAGUGAGGUAGCCUUAAAACCUGAGAUGGCUGGUAUAACUCCCCCAGGUUUUGUGCUGACGGUUGGCUCAUGUAGUAUGGAAGUGAGUGUUGCCUGGUCCCUUUUCCGUCGUGGAUUCUGA
This is a messenger RNA of Triticum turgidum subsp. durum (durum wheat), 1371 nucleotides long. The record is from the annotation of a GenBank genome assembly. Lineage: Eukaryota; Viridiplantae; Streptophyta; Magnoliopsida; Poales; Poaceae.